GCAGGGAGCAAUACACAAACACACAAAAUCUGAAUCUUUGAGACAGAAGCAUAGUUUGCAGGACAUUGUAACUACUUUGGUGCUGCCAUACAACAACAUGGAGGUGGACACAGAGAAAGAAGAACAUCAGUUAGCAAAUAAAGACGACAAAUCUAUGAAAAGUAUUGUUCUCAGCUCAGUGUCGGAAUUCAGCAUCACAGAUGUGCCAUCCAAAGACAUCAGGAAUGACAGAAAACUCUCGGACUCUACUACAUCUUCAUUAUCAUCACUUCAGAAAUGUGAAGCACAAUUCAGCUACCUCGAAGAUGCUGCAUCAGGCCACGAAAGAGACAAUAAUGAUGAAUGUGCCACACUCAUCCUGGCCUGCUUAUUCUGCCAGUUUUGGGAGUUUCUGUUCAUGUUGCCCGAUGUCUGUGAAAACUGGCUGAUCGAUACGUGCUGCCCUUCGCAUAGAUAUCACCAAACAUCAAGCGAUACUUCCAACAACGGUGACUGCAGCUGCAACUGUGACAUUGAUUGCAGCAUCCUUGAGUCUUGUCAGGAAAGUGGAGAAUGUCUUGAACUGGCUCUGGAAAUCUCACAAGUCUGUUAUCACUAG
Molecule: messenger RNA, 598 nt
Organism: Ahaetulla prasina
Lineage: Eukaryota; Metazoa; Chordata; Lepidosauria; Squamata; Colubridae
Gene: MDFIC2
Product: MyoD family inhibitor domain containing 2
Exons: 3
Coding region: 98-598 (166 amino acids)
Source: RefSeq, a predicted model, not a curated record